Messenger RNA from Phasianus colchicus (ring-necked pheasant), 1043 nucleotides. The record is from RefSeq and is a predicted model, not a curated record. NCBI's taxonomy places the organism in Eukaryota, Metazoa, Chordata, Aves, Galliformes, Phasianidae.
UGCAGCAAUAUAUUGUGAAAAGUUACUUUGAAUCCUUGUAACAAAACAAAUCUGAUUUCCCUUUGUUUCCAACAAAUCCAGUUAUAGUCAAGACAAAGAUGGCCCCCACCACUUUGACAUGUAAGACAUCUGUAGACAAUAACACAGAUACAAUUCUAUGUAGGGUGGAGUUGCUCAGUUAAGAGAAACAAUGCACAAAGCGGUUACCUUGACAUGUGCAAACAGUGUAUCUGGUAACUGGAGGGACAAGGACAAACCAUGACGUGGAUGCAAAGGGACCAUAUAAAAGUCCCUGCAGCCCAGAGUCUUCAAGCCACUUUGGUUCUCCUGGUUUUGCACCUGCUGUUGAACCAAGCUCACUUCCAUCCCUACAAUGGCUUUCUAUAGGCAGCCCUGCGACUACAGCCGCCCCUUGCUGCCCUGCGAGGUGACCUGCCCACAGCCCUAUGCCGAUGCCUGCAGCCAGCCCUGCAUCACCUCCUGUGGGGACUCCCGUGCUAUCGUCUACCCUCCGCCUGUAGUCAUCACCUUCCCAGGCCCCAUCCUCAGCUCCUGCCCUCAGGAGAGCAUUGUGGGCACCUCAGCCCCGCUGGAGCUGGGCAGCUCCUUUGGCCAUGGGAGCUACCCGGAGGCUCAGAGCUUGGUGGGUCCUGCUGCAGCUGGCCGCUACUCCUACCCUUGCUACACCCGCCGGCCAGCAUUCCGCCCUCUAAAGCCCUGCAUCACUCUGCCACCUCCACCGCCCACCAAGACCUGGCAAGAACAGGAACAGGAGCAAAUCCGCAGCCACUGAGCAAGCACCGAGGUGCAGCUAUCAGAGGGCAUCGCCAGGAGCUGGCUGCACGCUCAGCCAUCCCAAGGAGCAAGCAUAGAUGCCAGCCCCCCUUUGCAUGAGAUCUCUGCUCAAGAUCUCCUUGCGCUCUACUUCAUCCUUUUUUCCUUUGCUAUGGUGUAAAUUUAACUCAAUCCCUCUGCGUUGUUUCCUGCAGUAUUGCAGUGCUCUGAUAAAUCCCAUUUGUCGUUCUCAAUAAAAUCCUUCCUGC